Molecule: messenger RNA, 1919 nt
Organism: Xenopus laevis (African clawed frog)
Lineage: Eukaryota; Metazoa; Chordata; Amphibia; Anura; Pipidae
Gene: stoml3.S
Product: stomatin
Exons: 7
Coding region: 234-1088 (284 amino acids)
Source: RefSeq, a predicted model, not a curated record
GGAUCCCCUUCUGUGGAAGUGUUUUGAUUCCUAGUGGGCCCCUGGUUCUUCUAUGAACAGAAUCUUCUAUUAAAUAGAGUAAAAUAUAUAUAUACAUGUGUGGAAUGAGUUGACUUCUCCUCUCAGUCCUGCCAGUGUCUCAUGCAGGAGGGAUAAGGAGGAGUUCAGUUCAGAUGAUGAUAGAUAUACUGAUCCCAUACAUUGUCUCCACAGGACUGUAAAACCACAUAGACAUGGAAACGCAAAUGGAAUCUCGGUUCUCCUCAGAUAAGAGGCAGUCACGGGCCGGGCUGGUGGAUGCUGCAGAUGGCAAUAUCGGUGUUUGUGGUUGGAUCAUACUGAUUCUAUCUGCAUUUAUGGCAGCCAUUACAUUUCCCAUAUCCAUAUGGUUUUGUGUGAAGAUCAUUCAGGAAUAUGAGCGAGCAGUUGUGUUUCGCUUGGGUCGCAUCAUUUCUGGGAAAGCAAAAGGGCCAGGUUUGAUGUUUGUGCUGCCCUGCACAGACACCUUCAUGAAGGUCGACCUCAGAGUUAUCUCCUUUUCAAUUCCGCCACAAGAGGUCCUCACGAAGGACUCCGUGACUACAACUGUGGAUGGCGUUGUUUAUUACAACAUAGAAAGCGCUAUAAAGGCAGUGGCUAAUGUGAAUAACGUUCAUGUAGCCACUCAGCAGCUUGCACAGACGACUCUAAGAAACAUCCUGGGAACACAAACCCUUUCCAACAUUCUGUCCAACAGGGAGGAAAUUGCCCACAAUAUUCAGUCUAUACUGGACAAUGCAACUCACAAAUGGGGAGUGAAGGUGGAUCGUGUGGAGAUGAGAGAUGUGCGGCUGCCUGUUCAGAUGCAGAGAGCUAUGGCUGCUGAAGCAGAAGCUGCACGAGAGGCUCGGGCAAAGGUUGUGGCUGCCGAGGGUGAAAUGAAUGCAUCCCGAGCUCUCAAAGAAGCUGCUCUAGUGAUGGCAGAAUCUCCAUCAGCUCUUCAACUCCGUUACUUGCAGACACUCAACACAAUUGCAGCAGAGAACAACUCAACAAUUGUCUUCCCUCUCCCCAUUGAGUUGAUGCAAGGCUUGCUUAACAGAAAAUGAAUCACAAAGCUCGGAAACACCCUCAACACUUACCCACCACAGGAAUUAACUCUUGCGCCAGACUUGCCUUCGCCACCUCAGACCAGGCGAAGUGCAAUAGAGUAGAUAAGACUUGCUUUAAAAAAAGUUGAAAUUAUGAAUAGGCACUUAUUAUUAUUAUUAUUAAUAAGAAAGGGGUAGCCUGGCUGCCAGUUACAAAGAUGAAUUUAAAGGGGACCUGUCACCCUAAGAAAUAAUUACAAAUCCUUUCUAUCAUGUAAGUUGUGCAAAAUAAACUUUACUUACAGUAUAUUUAUAUUAUUUAAAUUUUCAGUCUUGGAAUUACACAAUCACAGUAAGCAGGCAGCUGUUCUUAAGGCAACUUAUGUAUCAUCAUAAAAUCUUGUUUAUGCACCAGAAUAGGAGAUCUAAUGCCCAUGUGCAGUUCCCUAUACAAUUAUAGAGUGUGAAAUAAGAGGGGGAAUGUGAGGGGUGCAGUGACAUCUAGGAAGUGCUGAGCUAAAAGUGAAAGUCACAGCCUGUUCCAUCUCUUUGUCUCAGGCAUAGAGGAGGGACAGGCAAUAUAUGAUUGACAGCUCAGAUAUUUAAACUCCUAUUUAAAGGAUAUUUUAAUGAAAAGAAAUAAUGUGGGUUUCAUAUUUAAUUUGCAGAGGACUUUAUCUGUGUGGGCGACAGGUCUACUUUAACAUAACUGGCCAACCAGACAUUUAAAUUAUUGAUCAGAUUUUUUUUGCACAUUUCUGUUUAUUUCCAGUUAAUUUUAUUGUAUAAUGAACACACCAGUGUAUUUGUAUGUGUUUUUUGUUAUUCAUGUUUAUUAGAUGUUUGUGA